UGUGGAAUCCCCGCCUCCAGCAUCCUUCCAAUCUCCGCCCAAGAGUAGGAGCGCGGCUCCGCCGCUAGGGGACACAAACGGAUCACUCGCCAGCCUAGGGGGCGGGACCAGCCAUGGCUUCCGGCUUCCGGCUUCCGGCCGAGAGAGGGUGGGAACCCGCGGCCGUCAUGGCAGCCGAAGAGAAGGACCCNUUGAGCUACUUCGCGGCUUACGGGAGCAGCAGCUCCGACUCGUCGGACGAGAACAGCGAGCCGGAAGACGCGGGUCGCAAGGAGGCGGCCCCGGCUCCGACGACGGGAGGCCGCGGGAAGCAGGCGGAGAAGCGGCUGCCCGGCCCGGACGAGCUGUUCCGCAGCGUGACCCGCCCGGCCUUCCUCUACAACCCGCUCAACAAGCAGAUCGACUGGGAGCGGCAUGUGGUGAAGGCGCCCGAGGAGCCUCCAAAGGAGUUCAAGAUCUGGAAGUCCAACUGCGUGCCGCCCCCAGAGACCUACACUACCGAGAAGAAGCCGCCGCCGCCAGAGCUGGACAUGGCGAUCAAAUGGUCGAAUAUCUAUGAAGACAAUGGAGACGAUGCCCCACAGAACGCCAAGAAAGCCAGGCUUCUGCCNGAAGGGGAGGAGACAGUGGAAUCAGAGACUUAAUUAAGAAAGCUCUCUUCUUUCCCUCUUCAAGAUGAUGACAAAGAUGAGCGGGCAUCUAAGAUUCGCAGAGUGGAGCCAGGAGAAGCAGCCAAGAAGAAGAAGUAGAGAGUUGUGACUCCUGAGAUGUGUCGUUGAGUGGAGUGUUUGCUUUUGUGCGUUACUAUGACAGACAUCUCCNUGAACGUAUUUAUGUUAACGAACUAAUGAGUGUCGCCUCAAGACUUUCCACUGUAGAAUUCACUUUUUUAUUUAAAACCUGUAUGUAUUUACAACUCUAAUGGUGACCUGUGAUUGUGAACUGACAGUACUUGGAAGCAUUCUGGCUAUCACAAAAUUGGUGACAGGCUUUGAGAGUUUGUCACAUGGACAUGCCAAUGUUCUAUGAACCUUUUAUAAAGGAAUAUAUUUUUAAAGUAAAUAUAUUGUAUUGUACUGUGAACUUGUGGGUGCUUCUCAUUAGUAUCUGUACAGUGUAAAUAGAUGAUCAUGGAAAUAAAAUUACUUAAUUCAACCUUGUUAUUACUGAAUGCCACUAACAUAAGUAUUUGUGACAAGCAGCCUGCUUGCCCUGUGACAUUUUGAUUCACAGUGGGGAUUAGCAUGUAGGCAGAGCCUCCCAUGUUCAGGUGCCUUGUGCAUACUUCUCUCCUACAGUCCUGUGAAGAAAGCAGACGUGAGAGUCCUCAGGUUUGUGGUGAGAGCUUGAACUGGGCAGAGGGAUACACAGCAGUGAGUGAAGAGGACUGACUCCACAGCAGUCAGAUGAAGCCACCUGACUCGUCAGACUUCAGUCGUUUGCCAAGAACAUUAUCGUCUCUGCCAUGUGCACUUGUAUUGGGGAGGUCUCCUACUCUGAUUCUGCAGCUGCACUGAUAAAUGCCUUAUAGUGUGAGUAUUCAUUUCUUCAUUAAGUAGACCGAAGAUGAGGCUCCUCUGUGAAAGAUGAGCAAAUUCAGAAAAGAACAUAAGGUAACCAGUUAAAUUUGAAUCUGUCUGAGUAUAUGUGAUAUAAGAGACACAUUAAAAACCAUCUGAAAUUCUAA
Messenger RNA from Mus caroli (Ryukyu mouse), 1687 nucleotides. RefSeq names its product chromosome unknown C1orf52 homolog (gene CUNH1orf52). The record is from RefSeq and is a predicted model, not a curated record. NCBI's taxonomy places the organism in Eukaryota, Metazoa, Chordata, Mammalia, Rodentia, Muridae.